CCUUUUUUUUAUUGUUAUAUUCUUCCCUUGUGAAUCAUAACAAAAUUACUAGUACUGCAAUUAAUUUAAUCAUGGAAAAGCUAGCCUUCUUAAACUGGGGCCACUCCAUGUCGUGAAACAAAUCGUGGAGAUGUACUAACAAUUAUCAAUUAUAAAUAGAUCUCAUCACUGCAAGAGGUCCAAUAAUCCAAACCUUUGCAGAAGAAGACCAUUCAGCCUGAGCAGCAGAAUACUCCUAACUUACCAUCCAAAUCUCAUCAAAGUAUGGAACAUCAAGGAUUAAGCACCACUAUGAGGAAAGUCCUUCUAUUGAUUAACUGUCUAAUACUUGCUGUUGGUAUCUGUGGUGGUCCUCUAAUGAUGCGUCUAUAUUAUGUCGAGGGAGGUUCAAGAGUAUGGCUUAGCAGUUGGUUACAAACCGCUGGAUGGCCACUCACCCUUAUACCUCUUGCCAUCCUAUAUUUCUAUCGUCGAAAAGUUGAAGGUUCUAAUGCCAAGUUUUACUUGAUAACACCCCGAAUUUUUAUUGCAUCAUUCGUCAUUGGCGUUGUCACUGGUCUUGAUGAUUUUCUCUAUUCGUGGGGCGGGUCAAAACUUCCCGUGUCAACCUCUUCACUUCUUCUUGCUGCUCAACUUGCCUUCACGUCAGUAGGUGCUUUCUUCAUUGUGAAGCUGAAGUUCACACCCUACUCUAUCAAUGCAGUGAUUCUGUUGACAGUUGGUGCUGUAUUAUUGGGUGUUCGAUCUAAUGGUGAUCGACCAGAAGGUGUGACAAGUAAAGCCUAUAUUCUUGGUUUUAUGAUGACACUUCUGGCAGCAGCUUUGUAUGGAGUCAUCUUGCCUUGUAUUGAGUUGAUUUAUUUGAAGGCAAAACAAGUUAUUACUGCUACGCUGGUAUUAGAGAUUCAGAUGGUCAUGUGCUUUGCCGCUACUGCUUUUUGCACUGUAGGAAUGAUCGCCAAUAACGACUUUCAGGCAAUGUCAAGGGAGGCAAAACAAUUUAACCUCGGAGAAGCUAGAUAUUAUAUAGUUAUAGUAUGGACUUCCAUUAUUUGGCAAUGCUUCUUUGUGGGUGUUAUUGGAGUCAUUUACUGCUCUUCUUCUUUGAUGUCUGGGGUUAUGAUCGCGGUUUUACUUCCGGUUACUGAGGUAUUAGCUGUCGUUUUCUUUAGAGAAAAUUUUUCAGGUGAAAAAGGCCUUGCUCUUUUCCUUUCUCUCUGGGGUUUCGUAUCAUACUUCUACGGAGAGUUCAAACAAACAAAGAAGGAGAAGAACAAAAGUCCAAAAAUUGAGAUAAAAACCACGCAUAUUGAGUCUGUUUGAAUUAUUGAGUCUUUUUCAUAUAUUGUUCAUAGCUAUAUGGAUAUAGAUGAAUUUUUAUUUUUUUGUAGAAAAUAGUGUACGUCAUUUUUAUUUCAUUGCUACUUUCGUUAUGUUUUUGAAAGGGUCUCUUUCUUUGAAAUUUCUAAUGUUUCUCUUAAAUCUCUAAUACAACACAUGAAGAUUUGCAGUUUCCAGUAAAUACUCA
Molecule: messenger RNA, 1528 nt
Organism: Nicotiana attenuata
Lineage: Eukaryota; Viridiplantae; Streptophyta; Magnoliopsida; Solanales; Solanaceae
Product: purine permease 1-like
Exons: 2
Coding region: 265-1323 (352 amino acids)
Cellular component (GO): membrane
Molecular function (GO): purine nucleoside transmembrane transporter activity
Source: RefSeq, a predicted model, not a curated record